CGCAUGCGUGUUAUAGAGAUGACCCUUAGGACGGAACCCCUCCUCGCUGUAAACAAGUUGACUGGACUUGACUUUUAAUGCGCGGCUGUGUGGGUCGGCGGAAGUCUAGGUCUGGUCGGUCCUUCCGCCGCUGGCUGCGCUUCUCUGUCAUAUCGUCCCAGGAGGAAGCCAUGAUGUGGGGCGGUCUGCUCUUCGUACUGACGGUGUCAGUCGCGUGUAUUGCAGCCAAUAAGCCUCGCCAGCGAUGCCAGUCUAUAAAGAUGGACAUGUGUAAAGACGCAGGCUACAGGAGAACCAAGUUCCCAAACCGUCUGGGUCACCGGAAACAAGACCACGCUCAAAGGGACGCCGUUAACAACCUCGUUGACGUCAUCGUCAGGAGCGAAUGUUCGCCACAUAUCAAGAGACUGGCGUGCCUGUUAUACGCGCCACCUUGCGAUAAUUUGGAGGACGACACCGGCCUUCCAGUGUAUCCCUGCAGGAGUCUGUGCCAAGCUGCGAAAGACGACUGUGUACCGUGGUUCGCGGAGAUCGGGUAUAUCUGGCCAGGGGUCUUCAACUGCUCCCAGUUUCCAGCCGAAGGGAAAUGCAACGGAUAUGACGAGACCAGGACAUCCUCGCAAGAUUUUACUAGGACAUGCGAGCCUAUCACCAUCCCAUUGUGCGGCGACGUGAGCUACAGCAGCGCUGGCUACCCUAACCACCUGGGUCAUCGCGAUCAAGAGAAAGCAGGCCUCGAGGCUCACCAGUUCUGGCCGCUUGUGAAAGUCCAGUGUUCCCCACAUCUGAAGGAGUUCGUGUGCAGCAUGUACGCGCCACCUUGCGACUUGCAGAGAAACACCACCCCUCCUCUGCGGCCAUGCAGGAGUCUGUGCCUAGCCGCCAGGUCUGGAUGUGAGGACUUGAUGAGCAAGUUCGGGUUCAGAUGGCCGGUGGCGCUAGAGUGUGACUCACUACCGACCAAAGAGGAGGAAGACUGUUUUGGACACAUUUCUACUCCUCCUCUCCCAACAGACUCCAUUCCAAAAGAUAGAUGCGAGGACAUCACCAUACCAUUCUGCCAGGAUAUAAAGUACACCAAAACGCGAUUCCCACUCGCAGGGAGGAACAUCCUCCAGAAUCAGCAAGAAGCAAGCCGGGAGAUCGAUCUGUUUUUGAGCCAUGUUGACAGAAACUGCUCCCCGCACUUGAGGCAAUUCGUGUGUCACAUGUAUACGCCACCUUGCGGAAACGAUGACAUACCACAGCUUCCUUGCCGCGGCCUGUGCGAGGCAGUAUGGGAUGCGUGCAAUGUCUUCAUCGCGCCCUGGCCAGAAACCCUCAACUGUGACUAUCUACCGCUUGAUGAAUCGGGUACUUGUGCCAGGCUUGUUGAGCCUACAAAGGCGCCGCCUCGCGUGUCAUCAUCUGAGCUCUUGGAAACCCUUCUCCGGGACUACGACAGAAGGAUACGUCCAGACAUGGGGCAAACCACCGUCAACAUCGGACUGACAUUGCGAAGGAUCCUGAAACUCGUAUGA
Messenger RNA from Branchiostoma floridae (Florida lancelet), 1520 nucleotides. RefSeq lists its product as uncharacterized. Gene Ontology annotation, molecular function: Wnt receptor activity; Wnt-protein binding. The transcript has 5 exons. Bases 78 to 1520 code for a protein of 480 amino acids. The record is from RefSeq and is a predicted model, not a curated record. Gene Ontology annotation, cellular component: plasma membrane. Gene Ontology annotation, biological process: canonical Wnt signaling pathway; non-canonical Wnt signaling pathway. NCBI's taxonomy places the organism in Eukaryota, Metazoa, Chordata, Leptocardii, Amphioxiformes, Branchiostomatidae.